AUGACUGAUGCUCAAAAGUUUGGACACAGUACUGCCCGCAGAUCGGUACUUCCACUUACAAAGGAUGACAUUACUGAAGGUAUCGGUCUGGUAGAUCAAGAUGAUAACAUCAGUAUGGAUAACUCAAUUCAAUCUACAUCAUUAACAUCAUAUGCCGCAAGGCAGCAUAGAAAGUCAAAAAGCAGAAGAAUCCAUGAGAAUUUCAAUUCGAAAUUCCGUAUUCCUAGGUAUUUUAAAAGGCUAUUUAAUAUCAAGUCUCUUGAUUUUGAAACGUCCGUUUGGGAUAUGAUUAAUCUUAUACUAAGACCAAAACAAGUGUAUCGAUCAUUGUACUAUCAAAAGGAAACAAGGAACAAAUGGUCACGGGAUGAUCCUAGCUUUGUGAUUUUAUUAUGCGGGUUGCUUUCAGUUAGUGCCGUUGGCUGGAGUCUAGUAUACGCGAGAUCUUUUGGAAAGUGCAUAAGGUUAAUAUUUCAUAUGGUAGUGGUUGACUUUCUGCUGGCAGGUUUUAUAAUCGCAACUUUUGGAUGGAUCAUAUCCAGCAAAUUACUUUUGGACAAAAAUAUUAAGGAUGGUUCAUCUUUCAGCACCGAUGGUUUCUUGCGCCGCAUCAUUCCAUUCAAUUCACCGGUUGAAUGGGCAUAUUGUUUCGAUGUUCAUUGCAACGCAUAUUUGCUAAUUUGGGUUCUUCUCUAUCUCAUUGAGUUAGUGCUCUUGCCAGUUUUGAGACUUGACAAUUACAUUGCAACAUUGUUGGGAAAUACCCUAUAUUUCAUUGCAUUGACAUAUUACUUUAUCAUCUCGUUCUAUGGUUAUAAUACGCUUCCAUUUUUGCAUAAAACGGAAUAUAUUCUUCUUUUCAUACCGGUUCUUGCUGUUAUAUGGCUUAUCUUGUCGCUUUCAAAUAUAAACCUUGCGGCAUACAUGUUGAAGUACUAUUUCAGCUGA
Molecule: messenger RNA, 948 nt
Organism: Brettanomyces bruxellensis
Lineage: Eukaryota; Fungi; Ascomycota; Pichiomycetes; Pichiales; Pichiaceae
Exons: 1
Coding region: 1-948 (315 amino acids)
Cellular component (GO): Golgi membrane
Source: RefSeq, a predicted model, not a curated record